Messenger RNA from Glycine soja, 690 nucleotides. Its product is annotated as polcalcin Che a 3-like. The transcript has a single exon. The record is from RefSeq and is a predicted model, not a curated record. Gene Ontology annotation, molecular function: calcium ion binding. Lineage: Eukaryota; Viridiplantae; Streptophyta; Magnoliopsida; Fabales; Fabaceae. Bases 181 to 489 code for a protein of 102 amino acids.
UGUGACUAGGUCUUAUUGUCAAUAAAAAGAAAACCCUUUAUACUAAAUAUGGCUUAACCUUAUGCAAACUGUUUACAAGCCAAGUUCAUAGGCCUUUAACCUCUCAAUCUCCAUUUUUGAGAGUAACACCAAAACCAGAAGAAACUCAUUCUUAUAGGUAUACAAUACAAACAUUCUACAAUGGCUGAUGAUGAUCCACAAGAUGUAGCCGAUAGGGAACGCAUUUUCAAGCAUUUUGAUUCCGAUGGUGAUGGCCAAGUCUCUUCACAAGAGCUUGGUGAUGCCCUUAAAGCACUUGGAUCGGUGACCCCGGAAGAAGUGCAACGGAUGAUGGCAGAGAUUGAUACAGAUGGUGAUGGCUUCAUUUCACACGAUACAGAUGGUGAUGGCUUCAUUUCACACGAAGAGUUCAUAAAUUUUGCACGAGCCAACCGUGGCCUAGUGAGGGAUGUAGCCAAGAUUUUUGGUUUUUUAAGUUCUUGCUCUUAAUAAUUUUAUUAUUUCUUUGUGCUGUAUUGUCAACAAUGUUUAUUAUGACAUACAAUCAUUUAUCAAUGUGUGUUCAUCCUUUAGAUAUAAGAUGUAACAAUGAUAGGUUCAUGAUGUGUUAGUUAGCCUCUUUUGGGGGGUUUUGUUUUUUGAAGUUGUGUAUGGCCUAACGCUUUUGUUGUUAGUUGUACGGUCAUGUCU